AUGCAGAUUCAACCACAUCCCUCAGGGGCACUUCUGCUGCUGCUUCUGUCAAACUUGCUCAUGUGGGAGAAUGUGGCCAGUGUACCGAGAUGUAUCAUGGAAAAUGGAGGUUGCCAGAAGGUCCUCAACUACUUUUUUAACAUGACAAGCACCAUAUCUGAGAGCUUCAACACCCUCUCUUCAGAAACAUUAAAUGACUUUUAUACAGAGUAUGACCCACACCAGACAUUCCAGAACAGGCCUGCCAUGACCUGUCACACUUCAUCCCGCUCUAUUCCUAACAACAAAAGGAAAGCUGAAAGAAUGGAGCCUGCAGUACUUCUGAGUGAUAAUCAGAAUGUUGGCUGCCUGGAAAAAUCUUCCAUACCUGUAGAAAACAACAUGGCUAAUCUUGAUGGAACUCCUUAUGCUAUCAUAUCAAAAGUUAAAUUGAUUGAUAGACAAAUCAAAAAGCUCACGAAAAAUCUGCAGGACAUUAAGACUAUACUCAGCCAGGUUCAUCCUGAACUUAAGGAGAAGGAGAACUACCCUGCCUGGUCAGGAGAGCCAUAUGUACAGAAAUCAAAAAGAAGAACUCAACUAUUUGGUUUGCAUAGUUUAUUCUUCUGCUUGGACAGUGAUGCAGAGAAGGUUUCUGAUUAUGUCAAUAUCCUGAGAAACAAAAUUGUGCCUAAUGAAUAAAAAGCUCUCAUCCUUCUUAUCUAUUUUUGGGGCAGUCCAUACGGAUCCAAUCCUUAAAGAUUCUUUACGUUUUAUUGUACUUAAAUGUGUGAAUAAAUGUAAAGGAUAA
This is a messenger RNA of Rattus rattus (black rat), 790 nucleotides long. Its product is annotated as prolactin-5A1-like. Gene Ontology annotation, cellular component: extracellular region. Gene Ontology annotation, molecular function: hormone activity; prolactin receptor binding. Lineage: Eukaryota; Metazoa; Chordata; Mammalia; Rodentia; Muridae. Gene Ontology annotation, biological process: positive regulation of lactation; positive regulation of receptor signaling pathway via JAK-STAT; female pregnancy. The record is from RefSeq and is a predicted model, not a curated record.